Molecule: messenger RNA, 3835 nt
Organism: Alosa alosa (allis shad)
Lineage: Eukaryota; Metazoa; Chordata; Actinopteri; Clupeiformes; Clupeidae
Product: LIM and senescent cell antigen-like-containing domain protein 1
Exons: 11
Coding region: 1993-2994 (333 amino acids)
Biological process (GO): positive regulation of substrate adhesion-dependent cell spreading; positive regulation of integrin-mediated signaling pathway; cell-cell junction organization
Cellular component (GO): cell-cell junction; cytoplasm; focal adhesion
Source: RefSeq, a predicted model, not a curated record
AGCCGCAGGUGGAGAUGAAUGGAGUUGGGCAUGUAAAUGGCGGAGAUGCCGAGGUGCCCAUCUCCAAGUCUCAGAGGAGGCAGAGUGAUGUCAAGGUGUACAAGGAGUUCUGUGACUUCUACGCACGCUUGUAAGUGUUUGACUGUUUGAGGAAAGUGUGUUGUGCCAAUAUGUAUGCUGCACAAAUGUUGAGGUUUGAUUUAUGAUAAUGGGCACUUGGUAUUAAGCUGUGUGCUUUUAAUGUUUUCAAUGACAUUAAAUGUUAAAUCCUGUACAAAUAUUUGCUGUGUAAAUGAGUGACAGACUUGUGAGACUUUUUAAACAACAUAUCAGUGACUAUUCUGUAAUUAAUGCCAAACAGAAAUUGUCUGUUAAAUGCAUCUUUUUCUUUGUUGAAAAAAAUAAGUAAGUCUGUCUCAAGUGUUUACUUUUUGCCAACAAUGUGCAUAUAACAACACCCUUGUUUCACCUUGUUGAGUCUAUGCUGCGCCUAUCGCUGUGGCGUUCCUGCUGACAACAGUGGAAUUGAAGUCAAGGUCUGUCUUUUAUUUCUGUGGUGUCUUUACAGUCUGCCUCCUUUUAUAGGCAUCGCAGUGCAAAGCACCCUGGGUCUGGGGCCAUCAGCAUCUUGGCAGCAUGUCUGUAUGUUUAUGCUACUGGUGCGUUUCGUUUGGAGCCAGAUUUUGGGUGUAGCUGCCAGGGGUUUGGCGUGAAGAUCGUAUUUUUGGCCUGUCAGUCCACACGUCCCCUUUGUUUGCUGCUGUGGAGUCACAGCCAGCAGAGGUGGAAAUGCUCUGGGGAUUUGUCAUUUCCUCCCAGUGUUCCCAGAUCCAGGGAGUGUCUGCCAUAUUUAUCAUGUCUGAUGUCACAGAAGAAUGACUAGUCUGCCUGUUUGUUAAUGAGUUGCACUGAGCCAUGAGAGCAAGUUUGCCUUCCCGCUGACAGCUGACAGAACAAUGUCUUCAAGGGUCACAUCCGAUGAUACCGCUAACUACAGGGUGGUGCUCUUGGCUUUCAUUAUUGAUAUAAAGUUUGAGGUAAUAGUGAUCAGCUGAAAAGGCUGGAGUCAUGAAGGAGGAAUGUAUUGUGCUAAGCAUCACAGCAGCGCUGCUUUUAAAUGUGCCUUCAGCCCCAGCGCUGGAUGAGAUGAUGCAGUAGUCUUACUAUGUGUUGAAAUGGGAGCAUGAGUAGUUUCCUGGCACCUCUUGGCUUUUACUAGAGCAGGGCCAUACAUGGAUCUUUGGGCUACGUGUUUUAAAUGCUCCAUGAGAUAUGCUGGAAUUCUGACCUUUUAAACUGACCAGCGUGUUAUUCUCACACCAAACAUCUGAUGAAAGGCAUUUUCUUUCUCUUAUGUCUAUCUUUUAAAAUCCUUUAUUUGACUUGAUUCUAGGUUUUAGUAUUAGCUGCUGCUUAGGUUUUAAUUUUAGCUGCUGCUUGGUGAAUUAGAGGUAGUUGUCUGUGAACAAUACCCUCCGUUGCCUCCAUCUGAAUUUGAUCAGAAAAUGGCAAGUGUGUGAGAUUUGGAAAGUCUCAUUGUGAUAAAGUUCACAGAGAUUAGGUGCAAACCUACAUCACUCGUAUAUGUUUUCACAAAGGAUAAAAUGAGUCAUGCUCUUAUUGAGCCUGGCAUGCCCAUUGUGUCUCCGAGUUUGAUCUUGUCUUAGGAAAACUCUAAAUCCCAGGCCAGAGAUUGACAUGUCAGGCCAAUAUUUGCUUCUGCAGAUCUAAACAAAUAACCCUAACCUUGCUUGUUUAAGAAACUUGGGUCAAACUGAUAUAACAGCACUAUGAAUUCCACACAAAUGGACAAAUAUCCCACCCUUGUUGACAACACACGCCUUUGAUGUGUUAACAUGGUCAGAUGGGUUUUCAAUGUUUCAAUAUUUUUUGAAAGACAUCCAGAGGCUUCACAGAAAGUUAUGACUACAGUGGUUCUAAUCCUCCAUCGCUCUGAAUUCCUGCUCUGUUUCAUUUCACAAUUACCGCAACAUGGCAAAUGCUUUGGCAAAUGCCAUCUGUGAGCGCUGCAAGAGUGGGUUUGCUCCGGCGGAGAAGAUUGUGAACAGCAAUGGGGAGCUGUACCAUGAGCAGUGCUUUGUGUGCGCUCAGUGCUUCCAACAGUUCCCCCAGGGUCUCUUCUAUGAGUUUGAAGGCCGUAAAUACUGUGAGCAUGAUUUCCAGAUGCUGUUUGCUCCAUGCUGUCAUCAGUGUGGCGAGUUCAUUAUUGGCCGUGUUAUUAAGGCCAUGAACAACAGCUGGCAUCCUGAGUGUUUCUGCUGUGAUAUUUGCAGUGCUGUUCUAGCUGAUGUAGGCUUUGUGAAGAAUGCCGGAAGACACUUAUGCCGGCCUUGUCAUAAUCGAGAGAAGGCUCGUGGCCUAGGCAAGUACAUUUGUCAGAAGUGUCAUGCCAUAAUUGAAGAGCUGCCUCUGAUCUUCAAGAAUGAUCCAUACCAUCCAGACCACUUCAACUGUAAUAACUGUGGUAAAGAGCUGACUGCAGAGGCCCGUGAGCUCAAGGGUGAACUGUAUUGCCUACCAUGCCAUGAUAAGAUGGGUGUUCCUAUCUGUGGUGCCUGCCGCAGACCCAUCGAGGGCCGUGUGGUGAAUGCCAUGGGCAAGCAGUGGCAUGUGGAGCAUUUUGUGUGCGCUAAGUGUGAAAAGCCCUUCCUGGGACACCGCCAUUAUGAGCGCAAGGGCCUGGCAUAUUGUGAGACACACUACAAUCAGUUGUUUGGUGAUGUGUGCUACCACUGCAACCGUGUAAUUGAAGGAGAUGUUGUUUCUGCCUUGAAUAAAGCAUGGUGCGUCAACUGCUUUGCCUGCUCAACCUGCAACACCAAGUUGACCCUCAAGGAUAAGUUUGUGGAGAUUGAUCUGAGGCCCGUGUGUAAACACUGUUAUGAGCGCAUGCCAGAGGAGUUUAAGCGACGCUUGGCUAAGCGUGAGCGCGACUCCAAGGAAAAGAAAAAGAAAAUGGCUACCUGUCUGUAAUUACUAUUUAUCUUCCCUAUCUGCUUCUUUCCAUUCAUUGGAGCAAAUUUGUUGAAUUUGAUAUGAAACCGGUGUGCAAGAAGUGUUAUGAGAAGUUCCCGCUGGAACUGAAGAAGCGGCUUAAGAAGCUUGCUGAUACGCCUGGACGAAAGUAGACAGCAGCAUGCAUUUAGAGGAAAUGGACACAUCUGCUGUAGAGGACAGGAUCUGCUUCUUUAUGUUUUAUGUAUGGCUCAUUUAUUUUCACUAUGACCUUUAAUGAAAAUGUGUGUAUUAUGUAAUGUAUUGCAUUAGUUGACCUGAAAUUGGAGACUACUGAAAUGUUCCUCGAAUACUCUCUUUUUUCAUAAAGUCUAACCAUUUCAUGAAAUGCUGUUACAUGUUGGGAUGAAAACAUAAAGUGGAAAUAUAAAAAAGUAAGAAUUAAGAGGAAACACUUGCUCUCUCAUAAACUUUAUUGAGAUUAUAAACAAUCAAAUCAGUAUAAAAUAAUGCCUCAGGUACAAUAACCAAAGUAUGAAUGGCUUUUUUACAUUUACUCUGUCUCCUGGUUCAGUUACAAGUCACUUAAGUUUGCCAUUGAUGAGAUUUAUUUGUUAAUUAUAGCUUGCAUUUUGUAUUGUAUAACAAAAACAAUGCACAUUCCUGUUUAUGAUGUGACUGAUGCAACGUUCACAGCUUUCAUUAUCAUUAUUAAUAUUUUGCUUUUAUUUAUUUGCCAAUAUUAAAAUGAAGAUAUGUGCCAUUGCAAAUAGACAACUUGUUGGCAUGAUUUGCCUCCUGAUUUUAGCCGCAUGUGACAUUUAAAAACAAUUGUUAUCCAAUAAAAAAUAUAAUUUCA